This is a messenger RNA of Neodiprion fabricii, 3407 nucleotides long. It is a transcript of the gene Hiscl1, whose product is annotated as glycine receptor subunit alpha-2. Gene Ontology annotation, cellular component: neuron projection; membrane; synapse. Gene Ontology annotation, molecular function: chloride channel activity; neurotransmitter receptor activity; transmembrane signaling receptor activity. The coding region runs from base 455 to 1723 and encodes 422 amino acids. Gene Ontology annotation, biological process: signal transduction; chemical synaptic transmission; regulation of membrane potential. The transcript is spliced from 9 exons. The record is from RefSeq and is a predicted model, not a curated record. Lineage: Eukaryota; Metazoa; Arthropoda; Insecta; Hymenoptera; Diprionidae.
AAGCAAGGUGGAACGAGGGGCGAGUGAAGAUAGGUGAUAGGUGAUGGAAACUCCGUAGAGACAGUGGCUGGUAACCAGCUAGUACCAACGAACGGUAGGUUCAGCGCAACGUCUAACACGAGUACCCGCUACUACAGGGGCGUUUCAACCCUUCCAAGGCUGUCUCUCUAACAACGUCACUGCUCUUCUGUACCUCCCACCACUUUUCUACCUCUGGCGUACCUCUCCGCCUCCAAUUUCGCAACUUCUGCAAAAUCUCGGGCAAGAAGUCGAGCGGAGGUCCUCAGUCAGUCGACGUUCGGCAGUCAAUCGUGGCUAAAAACCAUCGGUUCUAGUGGUUCCGUUGAAGCGAAUCUUUCGGCCACACCGAUUGCGUAACUGUCAUUUCUGAACAUCCGGGAUAUUAUCGCAUACUCCGGUUUCCUCAACUACGGAUUUGAAAUGUGUUGAAGACAUGGAGAGCGGUCCAGCUCGGGCUACUCUGAACGGCGUCUGCAGGAUGAGUGCUUCUCUGCCGCUGGUUCUCUUACUUGUCCUCAUCUAUGCAGCCCAAGCUCAAAGGAGUUUGGAGUUCUUUGACCUCUUGCCAGAAGAUCCAAAGUUAUAUGACAAGAUGCGGCCACCAAAGAAAGAUGGACAAGCAACUGUCGUCUAUUUUCACGUAACAGUAAUGGGUCUAGAUUCUAUAGACGAAAAUUCUAUGACAUAUGCGGCAGAUAUAUUUUUUGCCCAGACAUGGAAAGACAACAGACUGCGACUUCCGGAAAAUAUGACUUCGGAAUAUAGGUUAUUAGAAGUUGAUUGGCUGAAAAACAUGUGGAGACCGGAUUCGUUUUUCAAGAAUGCCAAAUCCGUCACCUUCCAAACGAUGACAAUCCCCAAUCACUAUUUAUGGCUUUACAAAGACAAGACUAUUUUAUACAUGGUGAAGUUGACGCUCAAACUUUCCUGCGCCAUGAACUUCUUGAUCUAUCCGCACGACACACAGGAAUGCAAAUUGCAAAUGGAAAGUUUGUCGCAUACCACGGAUGAAAUGAUCUUUCAAUGGGACCCUGACGUACCGCUGGUCGUUGAUGAAAACAUAGAACUGCCACAACUUCAGCUUGUGAAAAACUACACAGCUGAUUGCACGCAAGUCUAUUCCACCGGAAACUUUACAUGCCUGGAAGUUGUCUUCGUGCUAAAACGGAGGCUGGGCUACUAUCUCUUCCACACGUACGUUCCUACUUGCCUCAUCGUAAUCAUGUCGUGGGUUUCGUUCUGGAUAAAACCGGAAGCCGCACCGGCGAGAGUCACUCUUGGAGUGACGUCGCUCUUGACGCUUUCGACGCAGCAUGCAAAGAGUCAGGCCUCUUUGCCUCCGGUAUCAUACCUCAAAGCAGUUGACGCCUUCAUGUCUGUCUGCACAAUAUUCGUCUUCAUGGCCUUGAUGGAAUACUGUCUGGUCAACAUCGUACUCGGAGACAAUGACGCUCCACCAGCCAAACCUCCACCACCUCCUCCUCCACCAAGCUCGGCCAGUGGCCCGGACGCCACGAAACUCGACAAGAUCUUCGACAUAGCAACCAAGAAGUCAGCCGCAGCGCCACCCCCCGGACCGACGCCGGCGCAAAAGGCACGGAUGCGGGCCCUCAACGUCGACAGAGUAUCCAGAGUGUUUUUUCCGUUCCUGUUCGCCGUGCUGAACGUCACCUACUGGAUCAUGUUCGCCAAGUACAUCUAAUUGGAAGGCGCGCUUGUCACGACGCAAAAACAGCGAUCGCUGUUGCGUAGUCGAAUCCGGAACACAAUAUGUUUGCUUAAUGUCUCGAUGGGUGUAGAAAACCCUGCUGCGCGUCAGGAAGAAAUCACAAUAUUACAACUGCUUAAGAUGCCUGAUUUUUGCAAUUGCCAAUAGACAUGAGCAGUAAUAAUUCAUACGUGUCACAAGACUAUGUCGCACUGCAGCAACGGCUGAUGAGAUAUAGAUCUUUUUCCAGAAUCGCGUAUUUUGACAUGGUUGCGGGUUUUUUUUUUUUUUUUAGAUCACUUCCUUUUCAGACACAAAAUUGAAUUCAGCUCUUGCUUUUCAACUGUAAGUAUAUAUAUUAUAAUGUCGUACAAUUUGCUGACGACGAGUCGAAUUGGCAUUGAGCAUAUUAGUGAUUUAAAAUUGCUAAUAAUCAUUUUGAAAAAUCUUCGUAUUGAACUAUAAUGCGUAUUUAGAUCUCGGAAUUAAAUAAUAUUUGGUAUAAAUAUACUUUUAGCCCUAGAUUAGCUUCAAGUAUUCGAGUCCAAAGUGUCACGUUGUAUAGAUUAUUUGACAUAGAAUUAAGUGUGAUGUGAGAUGAAAGGUCGAACGACCCUAUCGAAGGGACAAUUAUGUUUGCGUCUUUUCCUUUCUGCCGCCUUUCUAUUCUGUAAUUUCUAUCUAUCUUUUCUUUGUUUUUAUAUAAUAGCGUCAAAUUCACUGUACCGUCAAAUUUGAAACACAGUACAAAUAUUUCUUCCUUUCCAUUCUCAUAAAUGCAGAUCAGAUUAUUUCUACGUAAAUGUUCAAGUUUAGAGAAGAAAGAUGAGGCAAAGAGAAAAAACUUAUUUGCAAAUGUAGAUAAUAGUGGUAUGUGUAUGUGAAUUAUGUAUAAUAUUAAUGUUAAAUGAUCGAUGACACUAAGUGAUUAUACAUAUAACGUAAUAUUAUAAUACAAAUACUAAACAGAUUGAAUAUACAACGAUUUACCAAGGUUUAAUACGUAUGAAAAUGACCGUGUUACGAGUAUACAAGUUUAUAAUUUAAUCGCGCUUUAAAUAUUCGAUUCCAUUAUAUCGUAUUGAAUUAAAUUAUACCUAUCUUCCGAGUGUGUGAAUUUUCAAGCGCAUAUACAUAAAGCCUAAGUAGACGUAUAAUGCUUAAUUAUUGCGAUUCGACGGAGUCCGCAAUAUCGUCGUAUCGUCAUCUGUAACUAUAUUAACACUCGCGCAUAAGCCAUUUCUAAAAAUGUAAUCUAUGAUUAUGUGUAUAUGUGUAAUGUACUCGUAUAUCUUAAUCAACGUACGUUGUAUCUUAAUAUACCUUUUGUAGUGUGCCAAUUGAACGCAGCUUAAUCGUUCGGAGCGAAAUCCGAAUUACUAUAAACUUACGUGCAUAAAACCUUAUAAUGCACCUGAAGAAAAUAAUCUUGACCGCAGACUCUGUAAUAAAUUAUUCAUUGCUCGAAGCUGAUAUAGUGAUAAAAUGAUGAAUUUAUUUUUUUUUUUUUAAUUUUUACUUUUAUUUUGUAUAAUAAUUAAGUACACAGCUCUUGUAAUAAUUAUAAACGAAAACACGUACUAGUGUGUGUUUAAUAUCUUGUACGGGCAUAAUUCUCGCUAAACGAUUUCAUGAUCAAUAUUCAUGUACACUUGUGAAAAUAUAUGUAUAAAUACGA